Molecule: messenger RNA, 1969 nt
Organism: Amphibalanus amphitrite
Lineage: Eukaryota; Metazoa; Arthropoda; Thecostraca; Balanomorpha; Balanidae
Product: prolactin-releasing peptide receptor-like
Exons: 1
Coding region: 596-1969 (457 amino acids)
Biological process (GO): G protein-coupled receptor signaling pathway
Cellular component (GO): neuron projection; plasma membrane
Molecular function (GO): neuropeptide binding; neuropeptide Y receptor activity
Source: RefSeq, a predicted model, not a curated record
GUGGCGCCGCCGGAGCUCGCUGAGGGGGCAUCUGCACGGCCCAGAGCCGACGGCAGACCGAGCGACGACCAGAGGCCGACGCGCUGCCACCGGCCGAAGAUUGGGGCAGGAACAAGAGCAAACCCGUAAAAACUGACGCCAAGCUCUAUUGGAUAGAGAAAACAGGUUAGACGAUAAGACAGAUAAUUUAUCUGACAGAAGACAGCCAGCAGCAGUAUUCCAGAAGAUCAGGAAUCGCGUCCAUAUUGAGGAAUAGGAGACAAUCUUACUUGCCGAGCAAGCGUUACAUUACAUCGUCCGCUGGACGGAAGGUAAACCGAAUUAACUAAGACAGGCGCACUUCAUGCGUAAAACGAGACUGCAGCAAGAAUUGCUAAACCCGCGAGUAACAAGUUAGAAGUCUGCAACCGACGGUAUCGCAGACCCAGCGAUCGAACUACUAAUUAACUCAAGUUUGACCAAUCAAGAACUUGAAACUGAGGCGUUCAUUUACUAACGAAACUUUUCGGCACAAUCCAAAGCCGUACAAACUUCCAUCUGUCAAAGGUCCUUGUGAUACGCCUAAGCCCGUUGAACUUGGUUGAAAGGAAGCAGAAUGGCGGCAAAUGCCAGCGAAUUACUUCAGCAAGUGCACAAAAAAGUUUACGAUGAACAGUUUCUCAUCCUUUACGCAAACAACUCUUUGCCGCCGUUCCAGAACAUGUCUACGAUUAUCAUGGAAGAUCCGCAGAACUUUGUUCUGACCAUGAAGGUGCAGAUCAUCUUCUACAUGAUCUACUCCAUCAUCUUCCUGCUGGGUAUCUGCGGCAACUUCCUGGUGGUGUACGCCGUUCUGCACAACAGGGCCAUGCAGAACGUCACCAACUUCUUCAUCCUGAACCUGGCGCUCUCCGACAUCCUGCUGUGCGUGCUCUGCGUGCCCUUCACCCCGCUGUACACCUUCCUCAACCGGUGGGUCUUCGGCAACGUCCUCUGCCACCUGGUCCCAUGCGCGCAGGCCAUCAGUAUCUAUAUCUCCUCGCUGACCCUCACGGCCAUCGCCAUCGACCGCUUCGUCGUCAUCAUCUACCCGUUCCGGGCGCGGAUGCUGACGUCGACAUGUCUGGCACUGAUCCUCUGUACGUGGCUGUUCUCCACGGGCGCCACGCUGCCCUACGGCGUGUACGUCGAGUACAAGAUGACCACCGACGGCGACUACGUCUGCGAGGAGAACUUCCCGGACGACCUGCGCCUGACGUUCGGCACCAUCACCACCGUGCUGCAGUUCGUCGUGCCGUUCCUCAUCAUGACCGUCACUUACACGCUCAUCUCGCUGAAACUCUCCAGUCGCGUGCGCUCCAAGCCCGGCUCCAAGAGCGUGCGCAAAGAGCAGGCCGACCGCGAGAGGAAGCGGCGCACCAACCGGAUGCUGAUCGCCAUGGUGGCCGUGUUCGGCCUCUCCUGGCUGCCGCUCAACCUGAUGAACAUCCUGGAGGACGUCUCCAUCAACCUGGGACUCGGCUGGGAGAACUGGCCCUACUUCCACCUGCUCUUCUUCGUCGCGCACGCCAUCGCCAUGAGCUCCACCUGCUACAACCCGUUCCUCUACGCCUGGCUCAACGAGAACUUCCGCAAGGAGUUCAAAGAGAUCCUCCCCUGCUUCCGCGCUGCCAUCGCCGGUGGCAGCGGCACCGCCAGGGGUACUUUCGGCACGGGGCACACCCGGAACGGUAUCGGCAGGAACGGCGGCACGAGCGAGCCGCGCACGAACGGCGUCAGCCUGCAGCCGAGCCCGGCCGGCCGGCCGGAGGACGGCCACGCUGGCGCCGCCGGUCCGCCGGUGCCGCUGACCAGCAUCCAGGUCAAGUACGAGGUCGGCAACGACAGCGUGCUGCUGCUGACGUCCGACCGGACCAGCGACGCCCGACACGUCUCCACGCUCACCGCCGAGACGGCCACAGACGCGUCGCCGCUCGUCACCGACCUCUAG